GUCUAAUCUCUUGAAACAUUUUGGGUUUCAUACUUCACUAGUUAGCAUUCUAUAUAGUUUGUGCUUCACUAAUAAAUGCAAUAUGUGUAAUGCAACUUGUAGAACCUGUUCCAGAAAAAAUAUCUCCAAAUGAUGGACUUCCAAAUACAAUUUGUUUGAAGUGUGAUAAAAAGAUGAAAGCUUGCAUUGAAUUUCUUACACUGUGUGUGAAAUCAGAUGCAUUUUUAAGAUUUUCUCAAAAUGAAAAUUGUGUGAGUGAAGAUGGAGAAUAUAAUGAUCGGACAGACAAUGUAGUGGAAGUUAAACAAGAAUGUAACACUAUAUCUAGCAAGAAUAACGAAAAUAUUAAUUUAGGAACAAAUCAGACUGGCAAAAAAUUUACUAAACUUCAAUGUUCCACUUGUGGUAAAGUUAUGUCUUCUAGCUUUCGCUUAAAAACUCAUUUGGCGACACAUUCACAGGACAAGGCAUUUUCUUGCCAGUUUUGUGAAAAGAGAUUCAGUAUUCAACAGAAUUUAAAAGUUCAUUUGAGAACACACAUGGGUCAGAAACCACAUGUAUGUUCAAUAUGUGGGAAAACAUUUGCUCAAUCAUCAGGUCUUACAGUUCAUAAACGUAAACACUCUGGUUCACUGCCUUACAAAUGUAACAUUUGCCCACGCAGCUUCCGUACUAUUGGUCAUUUAACAUAUCAUAUUCGAACCCACACUGGCGAAAAAUCAUAUGAAUGCAGUACCUGCGGACAUUCCUUUAUCACCAAAUCAGAUUUGAAAGUGCAUUUAAUGACACAUACUGGUGACAAACCACAUAUAUGUUCAGUUUGUGGUAUGCAAUUUUCACGUGCUGCAAACUUAAGGAGACAUAUAAAACACACACACAAAUCUGAAUCAUACCCAUGUAUCCAGUGCAAAUCAGAGUUUACAUCAAAACAAGGCUUGGAGAAGCAUGUUUGUGAUAUUAUAUGCAAAUAA
Aricia agestis (brown argus) is the source of this 971-nucleotide messenger RNA. Its product is annotated as zinc finger protein 239-like. The coding region runs from base 90 to 971 and encodes 293 amino acids. Gene Ontology annotation, molecular function: RNA polymerase II cis-regulatory region sequence-specific DNA binding; DNA-binding transcription factor activity. The record is from RefSeq and is a predicted model, not a curated record. The transcript has 5 exons. Gene Ontology annotation, biological process: regulation of transcription by RNA polymerase II. NCBI's taxonomy places the organism in Eukaryota, Metazoa, Arthropoda, Insecta, Lepidoptera, Lycaenidae.